AUGAGGUUACAUAUAUGCAAGAAUUGCCUUGAAGGCAUUAUUGGAACGAAUAAGUCAGUGUUUAGGUUUUAUUCUCAGAAAAAGUACAGCGCCACUUUAAACUUGCCUAAAACUACUUUCGAGGUAUGGGGUGCUGGAAAGCGAGAGACAGACAUUCAGAAGACAUGCGGUUUUGCCGAGUUAUAUUCCUGGCAAAGGCAACAAGCAAGGGAUAAAGAAUUCUGCCUGCAUGAUGGCCCACCUUACGCCAAUGGGGAUCCUCAUAUAGGCCAUGCUGUCAAUAAAAUUUUGAAAGACAUAUUAAAUCGCUACAAACUAUUACGAGGAUUCAAAGUGCACUAUGUACCGGGAUGGGAUUGUCAUGGUCUUCCAAUCGAAUUAAAAGCAUUGUCGGAGAAAAAAGAAGACUUCAAACAAUUAUCUCCCAUGGAAAUCAGAAAAAAAGCCUUCAAAUAUGCCCAGAAAUCUAUCAAGCGGCAACAAGAUGCAUUCAGGAGAUGGGGUGUAAUGGCUGACUGGGACAACCAUUGUUACUUUACAUUUAACAAAGAAUAUGAAGCUUCUCAGCUGGAAUUGUUUUAUCAAAUGUAUGAGAAGGGAUAUGUGUACAGGGAUUUAAAGCCUGUUAACUGGUCUCCUUCUUCCAGGACUGCAUUGGCAGAGGCUGAAUUAGAAUACAAUUCCAAACACAUAUCACCAUCUUUGUAUGUUAAAUUUCCAGUCAAGAGACUGCCAAAUGAGAUACAGUCUAUAAUAGGUAGUGAUGUAUCGUUAUUUUGUCUGGUGUGGACAACUACGCCAUGGACACUGCCCGCUAAUGAAGCUAUAUGUUACAUGCCUAAUAAGGAAUACUGUCUUGUUGUAAACUCAAAUAACCAUGAAUGGUAUUUACUGGCAGCUGAACGUCUGGAAGAAAUAUCACAGAUAUUUGGUGUUAGUCUGGAAGUCAAAUAUACUCUCAGUGGAAGCGAUCUUGAGGGUACACUUUGUUGCCAUCCAUUUUUGAAUGAGAAGACGUCACCACUGUUGCCAGCUAAUCAUGUCAAGAUGGGGGUGGGCACUGGUUUGGUACACACAGCACCAGCACAUGGUGCAGAAGACUAUGUAGUGGGAGUGGAACACAAUCUAUCAUUGAAAUGCAUGGUAGAUGAAGAUGGUCUUUAUACAGAGGAUGUUGGUGAGAUUUUAAAGUUCAAAAAUGUUCUCACAGAAGCUAAUGACAUUGUAAUCAAGUUAUUGGAGAAUGCGGGUAAUAUUGGUCACCUUGGACAAUAUGAGCAUGCUUAUCCCUAUGACUGGAGAACAAAGAAGCCUAUUAUAAUCAGAGCUAGUACUCAGUGGUUUAUCAACACUGCUGCAUUGAAGAAGAAUGCCAUGGAUUGUAUAGACAGUGUUUCCGUUCUACCAAAGCAUGCAAGUAACAGUAUGAAAACAGCUUUGUCUGGCAGAACGUACUGGUGUAUAUCAAGACAGCGAGUCUGGGGUGUUCCAUUACCUGUAUUCUAUGAUACAGACUACACUGUCGGACAGGACUCACCUUCUUCCCCUAACACUAUUAGUAGUACAGGACAUAUUUUUAAUGAUCCCAUAGACAAUACAUGCAUCUGUUUUCUACCACAUAGUUCGUGUAAAUCUGUAUCAGUGGACAUGGCCCAUAUCACAAACUUGGUCAGGAAACAUGGAACUGACUGCUGGUGGACACUGCCAAUAGAACAGUUACUGCCAACUAGUUUGCUUUCGGAGUGUGGUGUAAAUCCUAGCAGGCAAUUCUAUCGUGGUGAAGAUAUUCUGGAUAUCUGGUUUGAUAGCGGGUCGUCAUGGUCUCAUGUAUUAAAAGAUACUGGAGGAAUAGCUGAUGUCUACUGGGAAGGAGAAGAUCAAUAUGGUGCUUGGUUUCAGACAUCAUUGUUAACAAGUGUUGCAAUCAAUAAUAGAGCUCCAUACAGCACUAUGAACCAAUCAGCACCAAGCCUGCUAAAAUUUGUUAUGGUGGCUGAUCCUAACAAGGCUAUAAAAGGCUGUUUAUUGAUAUUGUUUAUUUGUUUCCUGAACUUCAGGCUCCUUCGUAACACAUUACGAUAUUGUCUUGGUAAUCUGUAUGACUAUAAUCAUAACUCUGAUGAAGUUGACUUUGAUAAACUUCGAUUCAUUGAUAAGUAUAUGCUGCAUCAUCUUUAUGAAUAUGGACAACAGGUUGCUAGAGCAUAUGAAGAUAUAGAUUUUGGUAGAGUGACUACUGCAGCGAUGGCUUUGAUACAUAAUAGGAUAUCAACAUUUUAUUUUGACACAGUCAAGGAUAGACUUUAUAAUGACAGAGCUAAUAGUGUGUGCAGAAGGUCAUGUCUGACAGUUUUACAUCACAUGGUUGAGGUGCUAACACGAUCAUUAGCGCCAAUUGUACCUCAUUUAGCAGAAGAAACGUUCUUACAUAGGGCCAACACAUCAGAUUGUGUGAGUGUUUUUAAGACGGGCUGGUUUACAUGUCAAACCAACUGGCAUCAACCUGAUAUAGUUAAGGAUUGGCAAAUUCUUACAAAUAUUAAAGAGACAUUUCUCAAUGAAAUAGAGCCUGCAAAAAGUCGAGAGUAUGACAUUGUCCUUUCAACAGAUGACAAAGAACUCUUCAAUGUACUAAAAAGAUUCCAAAUGGAUGAAGUAUCCAACAUAUCAGAAUUGUGUGAGAUAAUGACUGCAUCAUGUUGCACUGUAACAAACAAGCUGACGGCCAGUGACAAUGGAGAUAUGACCAAGUUAUAUGGGGAGUAUAUUGGGCAAGAAAGUGGUGACAAACCAAUGAAGUAUACAGUAAUAAUACAUCCAUCAUCUUCAAAUAGAUGUGAAAGAUGUAGAAAACACACUGCCGAUGUACAGAGCCAACUAUGUCAAAGAUGUUCAGAUGUUUUAUUUGCCAAUAGAGAGUCAUGA
Messenger RNA from Saccoglossus kowalevskii, 2925 nucleotides. Its product is annotated as isoleucine--tRNA ligase, mitochondrial-like. The record is from RefSeq and is a predicted model, not a curated record. Lineage: Eukaryota; Metazoa; Hemichordata; Enteropneusta; Harrimaniidae. Gene Ontology annotation, molecular function: isoleucine-tRNA ligase activity; ATP binding; aminoacyl-tRNA deacylase activity. Gene Ontology annotation, biological process: mitochondrial translation; isoleucyl-tRNA aminoacylation. Gene Ontology annotation, cellular component: mitochondrion.